Messenger RNA from Brassica napus (rape), 898 nucleotides. RefSeq names its product 40S ribosomal protein S9-1. Lineage: Eukaryota; Viridiplantae; Streptophyta; Magnoliopsida; Brassicales; Brassicaceae. The transcript has 3 exons. Gene Ontology annotation, biological process: positive regulation of translational fidelity; translation. Gene Ontology annotation, cellular component: cytosolic small ribosomal subunit. The record is from RefSeq and is a predicted model, not a curated record. The coding region runs from base 126 to 719 and encodes 197 amino acids. Gene Ontology annotation, molecular function: structural constituent of ribosome; rRNA binding.
UAAAGACCUUAAGCUUUAGGGUUUCAAGCACCUUUAUAAAGCCGUAUGUAAAUUUUCACCUCCAUUUCUCUCUUCGUGCCUUAGCUUCUAACACCGCCGGUUGUAAUCACAGAGGAGGCGACAACAUGGUGCACGUUUGCUACUACCGCAACUAUGGAAAAACAUUCAAGGGCCCACGUCGUCCUUUCGAGAAGGAGCGUCUCGACUCCGAGCUGAAGCUAGUUGGUGAGUACGGUCUCCGUAACAAGCGUGAGCUCUGGAGAGUGCAGUACUCUCUUAGCCGUAUCCGUAACGCGGCUAGAGAUCUUCUGACUCUCGACGAGAAGAAUCCCAAGAGGAUCUUCGAAGGUGAGGCACUCCUCCGUAAGAUGAACCGUUACGGUCUUCUUGAUGAGAGCCAGAACAAGCUCGAUUACGUCUUGGCGUUGACCGUUGAGAAUUUCCUUGAGCGUAGGCUUCAGACCAUUGUGUUCAAGUCUGGUAUGGCUAAGUCUAUCCAUCACUCCCGUGUCCUCAUCAGGCAGAGGCAUAUCAGGGUUGGGAAGCAGUUGGUGAACAUUCCUUCAUUCAUGGUGAGACUUGACUCACAGAAGCAUAUCGACUUUGCUCUGACCAGUCCCUUCGGUGGUGGACGUCCCGGUAGAGUGAAGAGAAGGAAUGAGAAGUCUGCUUCCAAGAAAGCCUCUGGUGGUGAUGCAGACGGUGAUGACGAAGAGUAAAUCCAACUCUCACCUGUUUUAGCUAUUAUGAAGCAAUCUGCGUUAUGAUACAAUGUAGUCUGUUCUUUUCCGGUGGAUUGUUUUAUGUUUUUACUUUCGCUCGAAUGUCGAACUUCUGCUUAUUUAUUUGUUACAACUUACAAACAUCAUCCCUUCAAAAGUUUUGUCUUAUAAGUCUC